UCUUAAUUGAAAUUAAAAAUAUAUUCAUAUGGGAGGUGGAUGCUGUAAGCCCAGCCAAAAAUCAGCAAGUAACCCAAAAUUAAAAAGGAAUAUCAAAAAGUCGAAUUUACCAGAAAUGAGGAAGAAAUUCGAACUGAUGAAACAACUCAACAUCGAGUCUAUUCCUGUAAAAUCUCUGGGAACUAAUGGACCUCUCCAUAUCAGCGGUCUGAAAUAACGUUAAUGCAUCCGACUGUGGUAUAAAGUCGAUAGAUGAUGACUUCUUCGAUGCCAGCAGUAGGACUCUCAAGACUGUGAACUUUACUUCCAAUGCAAUUUCUGAGUUUCCUAACCUUUUUGCUUGCACUAAGUUAGUCACUCUCAAGUUGAGUAAGAAUAAUCUGAAUAAAGUUCCAAAAGAGAUUUGUCAGAUAAAAACUCUGAAACAUCUAGAGCUUGACCACCAAGAUAUCGAAGAGCUCAUUCCAGAAUUGUUUCUGGGAAACUUAGAACUACUUAGCAUAUCGCAUAACAAGAUAUCAGCCAUUCCUGAGAAGACUAGAAACGGAGAUGACUUAUUUACAUCAUUUUCUCAGACCCUUGUGUGUCUCGAUCUCGGCCAUAACCCUAUUGGAAGUAUCCCAAAUGGCUUGUUAGAGCAAACCAACAUUCAUAAGCUUAACCUUGAAGGAACAAAUGCUUCAAAGAAAGAACUAGAGCUGAUGCCUGGACUUAGUCAGUAUAUUGAAAGAAGAAAGAACAGAAUCGAUAUAGCCAUCUGGAAUGAGAUCGAUGUAGACUGGAACCUUUGUGGCCUUCAGGGAUAA
This is a messenger RNA of Moneuplotes crassus, 806 nucleotides long. The record is from the annotation of a GenBank genome assembly. Lineage: Eukaryota; Ciliophora; Spirotrichea; Euplotida; Euplotidae.